GUUUAUUCCUUACGACGCAUUAUCUCAUGAAGAUGUUGUGGCGAGAGGUGCUUAUGGCGAGAUUUCUCGUGCUUUUUGGCCGGAAGGAGAGAUGGAGGUGGCAUUAAAGGGCUUGCAUAAUGAUUUAACGGAAGAUCUUGUUCACGAGAUUAAUAAUUAUUCUCCAGACCUGGAGAAUAACAAAUAUUAUUUCGUGUUACAGUAUGCCAAUGGUGGGUCCCUGAGAAAUUUUCUACGGCAAAGGUUUAAUGAACUUAACUGGGAAACAAAAAAAAGGAUGGCCGUCGAAAUCUCUAAUGGACUUAGCGUUAUGCAUAACAACAAUAUUGUUCAUCGGGAUCUCCAUUCCGGGAAUGUGUUGAUUCAUAAUAAUCAAAUGAAGAUUAGCGAUUUCGGAUUAUCUAAAUACGUGAAUAUUAGUCCCAGAUCCAUCAUUGGCGGAACUGUUGCAUACACAGACCCUCAGUACCUACAAGACAGCAGAUUCAUACGGGACAAGGCUUCUGAUGUCUAUAGUUUCGGUGUGUUAAUGUGGGAAAUUUCUAGUGGUCAGACUCCCUACAGAGGCAUGGGGCGAAACGAGAUUCAUCAACGAGUAAUUAACGGAUAUCGCGAACAACCGGUCAACGGGACCCCACUCGAAUAUGUAACGAUUUACAGACAAGCCUGGGAUUCUAUUGAGUCCCUACGUCCUUCCAUUCAGAAUAUUCGAUUUGCAUUGAGUUAUAUGAACAUGACGCCGGUAUAUAAUGACGCGAGGUCUAGCGUCUUACACGACCCCGGUCCUACUUUAUCCAUCGGAAUAAACUCAAUAGACGAAAGAUUUCAUGAACUACGAGUAAUAGAUCCUGAAGAUUCAGAUAUUAUGCGUUCAGACGUAAAUACAAACAUAACUGUGCCAAACCCGUCCGAUGAAUCCAUAUGCGAACCAGCUGCAAAAGGUUCCAGAAAUGCAGGGAAUAAGUACUCUUUGUCUAAGUGCAACGAAACCCUUGACAGAUUCAUAGAUUACUUAGAAAAUCAUGUGAAGCGCGGUCUUCGAGAUGUUCCCGAAAAAUGCGCUGCCGCCUUCCAUAUUUAUUAUGAAGACACCGAAGGCCUUGAAUAUCACCUCGAACACGGGGAAUCAGGCGAUGAUGUUUCUCCAUUUUUCAACGGCGAUCCGUUGGUCGUAAUCGCCGCCCAAUACUGCACUACUGAGAAAAUGGUAGAAAUUUUUGAGGUCCUUAAACGCCAUAAUGCCAAUUUUGCGUGUGCUAACGAACUGAGACGUACAGCGUUUCACAUUAUAUAUAAAAAUAAGUUGAUAUUUCAGAAAGAAAUUUUUAGAAUAACUUUAGCGCAACUCUGCGUAAAUUUAAAAGGAAUAUUUAAAUUUCUUGUGGAGAACAAUUGUAAUGUGAAUGCCAGGGAUUUCCUAGGUCGACCAGUGAUUUCGUACUUCAUAGCUGCCAAAGAAAAAAGAGAUGGAUAUUCAUCAAUCAUUGCUUUAUUGCUAGAAUCUGGAGCAAAUCCAAAUAUGACAAUAAAAGUACGAUCGUCCUUCAUUAUUCCACCCGACUUCAAGUUACACGAAGAAGACGAUGUAUUGGAUACUUGUUCGCGAAAUUCACUAUUUCUUGCAAUUAAACACAAGUGGAAGGUAGAAUUAUUUGAUUUGUUGCUAAGUUUUGGGGUAAAUGAAGAAUCAUUGGACAAUGAAGGGCACAGUAUACUAUUGUUCGCUUUGUCAGAAAAGAAUCAUGAUGCCAUGCGCUGGAUACUGGAAAAUAUACCGAGUGCAAGUACGAAAGAGAGUCUAUCUGAGGCAAUAAGGAAAACCAAAAUUCUGUCUGCGGAACGAAGUUUGUUAAAAAAAUGGGAUGGAAAUGAUGGGAAAAAGAAUAGGGAAAACGCAAAAAGAAACUACGAACGUAAAAAGAGUAUACAACUAAAUAGAACUUAA
Acaulospora colombiana is the source of this 1945-nucleotide messenger RNA. The record is from the annotation of a GenBank genome assembly. NCBI's taxonomy places the organism in Eukaryota, Fungi, Glomeromycota, Glomeromycetes, Diversisporales, Acaulosporaceae.